Caenorhabditis briggsae is the source of this 2868-nucleotide messenger RNA. It is a transcript of the gene Cbr-egg-6, whose product is annotated as Protein CBR-EGG-6. Bases 1 to 2868 code for a protein of 955 amino acids. The transcript is spliced from 8 exons. NCBI's taxonomy places the organism in Eukaryota, Metazoa, Nematoda, Chromadorea, Rhabditida, Rhabditidae. The record is from RefSeq and is a predicted model, not a curated record. Gene Ontology annotation, cellular component: plasma membrane. Gene Ontology annotation, molecular function: protein binding.
AUGAGGUGGAUGCUCAUUCACGCAUUCGUCGUGCUUGCCCACCUCCUCACAUCAACAUUUGCCGAUGUCACUUGUCCACGAACCCCAGAAAAAUGUACUUGUAAAGUGAGUGUCUCAAAAAAUCUGAUAGUGCUGGAGUGUGACGGAGUCGAUGUUCGAUCGAUAGCUCAGAGUAUCGGAACGAAUCGAAUCGACGAGUUGCACAUUUCCAACGGAAAGGAUGUGAAGAUCGACGCGUUGCCGUUCACCGGUCUUCGUACCAUCGCCAUCGUCAACUCGACGCUUGAGUCGUUUGCGCCAACGGCAUGGAGACACGUGGAAUCCACCAUCGAGCACAUCACAAUCACCGGGAAUCGACUGAAGACGGUACCGGCGUUCGGGAACUUGACGACUCUGAUGUCGUUGAAUCUGAACAGUAAUGAGAUCUCAUCAAUUCCUGAUAAGGCGCUCGGUGGUCUCUCGGCGUUGACACAAUUACGGCUGGAAGACAAUAAGAUUUGCGACUUUCCGACGAAAUCUCUCGACGGGGUCAAACAAUCGUUGGUGCUGCUCGAUGUUAGUGGAAAUUGCCUCUCGACGAUCCCCGCACAGAUUCUUCGCAAUGCAGCCAACUUGAUGUAUCUGGAUCUCGGAAGCAAUAAUAUCAGCGAAAUUAACAAUUUCGAGCUCAUGAACUUGCCGUUUUUGAGAGAGCUCCGUGUGCAAAACAACUCACUUCGGCGGAUUCACCCGAUGGCGUUUAUGAAUGUGCCACAGUUGCAGUACCUGUACCUUCAGGAUAACAUCAUCUCGACACUUGAUGGAAAUCGCUUACAAGCGUUCAAAAAUCUCGAGGUUCUUGAUGUGAGCAACAACGCGCUUUAUGCGCUCCCAUCACUCAAAGAUCUUCCAAACUUGAAACAAGUUCGAGUUGAUGGAAAUUUGAUCUCGAAAAUCGACACGUUGGCAUUCUCAAACAACCCGAAGCUGCAGCUCAUCAGUAUCCAAAAUAACAACAUCGUUCAAAUUUCUCGCAAUUCCUUUGAAUCGCUGGAUAAGCUCGUAGUGCUUUUGGUUGGAAACAAUAGUCUCGCGAAGAUUGAACGUGGAAUGUUCGACGGCAUGAAGAACCUCCAGCAGUUGAGCAUUCGGAACAACACUCUCACCUCACUCGAUGCCUCCUCGUUCGCUCAACUUCCCCAUAUGACAACGCUGGAUUUGGGAUACAACAAGAUUCAGAAAAUCGAGGAAGGAACGUUUGACAAGCUCGUGAAGCUGUUCUGGCUGGAUUUAUCCAACAACGAGAUCUCUGGAUUCCAGACGAAUGUGUUCAAAAAGAAGAUCUCGAAUAUUCUACUCGACGGUAACAAAUUGAUUUGUGAUGAAUCGAUCAAUGAGUUCCUGACCUACCUCGUUGCCAACAAGGUUCGCACGUUCUUGCCGUUCCAACAAGAGAUCACUUGCCAUGGACCGGAGAAGUAUGCAGGCGUUCGACUGAAGGAUUUGAUGAUGAAGAAGGCGAAUGAGACGAUUAGUGAGGGAACAAGACUGAUGGGUAUUCCACAGGCGAACAACAAUCACAAUCUGCUCUCUUCAUUCCUCCCGUCACUGGGUCCACUUGGAAACAUGAAUGCGGCGAAUGUUCCUCUUGUCAAUACUCUUACUAAUACGAUCCCUGCGCUUCGCUCAAUCCCUGGAUUCGGUGGUGCUGCUCCAACUGGGACCGGUGCCGCUUCAGUACCAAACAAACAUCUGAACGAUGCCAUCGAAGACUUCACCGGACCACUUGUCAGAUUCGCCACUGGUGGACAACCGGUUGCCAGUGACAUCGAACAGCUGAUUCGCUCGAUACCGAAUAUGGUUGUCAACGUUCCAGGAUUCGGAGAUGUCGAUUUGAGUAAAAUGGACCCCACAAUGAUUCAGUACGUGUUAAACGGUGGUCAAAUUCCUGGAAUCGACAAGGCGACUCUUGAAUCGAUUGUGAAGCAGGCAAUGAAGAAGAUGCACACUGCAGCCGCUGCGAAUCUCGCUGGGAAUCCAAUCGAUGGGCAAGACAAGGUUCUUCCACCUCUCGAGAAGCUUCCAUCGGAGUUAGUGACGCAAGUGAUGUCAGGAGAACCGCUUCCAGGUCUUGACAAAGAUCAGACGAAGACUAUCAUGGAGUACUAUACUCAUCAAAUGCCUGGAAUGGAUGGCAUCCCAGCUCGCCCCAUUCAAAAUCAAGGGAAUGCCUCGACGAGCAUGUUCAAUCCAGCGAUGUUCGAUUUGCUCAAGAUGCUUCCACCUGGAUACAACUUGAGCAAGAUUCCGAUGGAAGUGAUCACUGCAGUGACACGUGGCGAGGUGCCUGACAUGCGUCUACUUCCUCAAGAUCUUUUGGAGCAUUUCAAACAGCACACCUCUUCGCUGACUUCGAUGUUUGCUGGAGCAACGGCUAAGAACAUUUCGAUCGAAGAGAUUCUUGAGAAGCUUCCAGUCUUUGUGCGGCCAGAACUAUCAACGUUCGUGCCCUACGAUAUCAAUGAGCUGACAAGUGAGAUGGUUCUGGAGCAAGAGCAAAACGAGAGACAUCGUCACAUUCGAAUGAUCACUGCAAUCGCGUUGGCUUUCGUGGGUGCCGUUACUGUAUGCGUCUUGAUAUUCUUCGUCAACUAUACCAAGAAACAGAGGAGAGCGAGGAAGAGUUUCCUCCGCUCAUCACCUACCUCAUCCGGUCCAAGUGCCGCCAACAACUCGCACCACUCAUCGGCAGCACCUUCUCCAAUCCGGCCUCCGAUGAUGUCUAUCCCGAAGACGCCUAUCAAUAGGACUCUGGAGAGCACCUUCGGCCAGCCCCAGCUCUGCUCCACGCUCAUCGACACACCACAAGUGAAUAGGAGUCGUCCAUAA